Molecule: messenger RNA, 2063 nt
Organism: Tachyglossus aculeatus (Australian echidna)
Lineage: Eukaryota; Metazoa; Chordata; Mammalia; Monotremata; Tachyglossidae
Product: tubulin alpha-8 chain
Exons: 5
Coding region: 127-1476 (449 amino acids)
Biological process (GO): microtubule cytoskeleton organization; mitotic cell cycle
Cellular component (GO): microtubule; cytoplasm
Molecular function (GO): GTP binding; structural constituent of cytoskeleton
Source: RefSeq, a predicted model, not a curated record
GAGGGCGGCAGCGGCGGGGGAGCGCGGUGCCCGGGCCCUUCCCUGCUGCUCAGGACUCACACGGCCACGGCGGAGGCGGCCCAGGCAGCAGCACCAGGAGCCCAGCGGGGGAAGACAGCCGUAGCCAUGCGUGAAUGUAUCUCGAUCCACGUGGGCCAGGCCGGAGUCCAAAUCGGCAAUGCCUGUUGGGAGCUCUUCUGCCUGGAGCACGGCGUCCAGGCCGACGGCUCCUUCAACAACCAGGCCAGCAAGAUGACCCACGACGACUCCUUCAGCACCUUCUUCAGCGAGACCGGCACGGGCAAGAAUGUGCCGCGGGCCAUCAUGGUGGAUUUGGAGACCACAGUUGUAGAUGAAAUCCGAAUGGGCACCUACCGCCAUCUCUUCCACCCGCAACAGCUGAUCACGGGCAAGGAGGACGCGGCCAACAACUACGCCCGUGGCCACUACACCAUCGGCAAAGACAACAUUGACUUAGUGCUGGAUCGCACCCGCAAGUUGACAGAUGCCUGUUGUGGGCUGCAAGGCUUCCUGAUUUUCCACAGUUUUGGGGGCGGCACCGGCUCCGGCUUCACCUCCCUGCUCAUGGAGAGACUUUCCCUGGACUACGGCAAGAAGUCCAAGCUGGAAUUCGCCAUCUACCCGGCCCCGCAGGUGUCCACGGCCGUGGUGGAGCCCUACAAUUCUAUCCUGACCACCCACACCACCCUGGAGCACUCGGACUGUGCCUUCAUGGUGGACAAUGAGGCCAUCUACGACAUCUGCCGCCGGAACCUGGACAUCGAGCGCCCCACCUACACCAACCUGAACCGCCUCAUCAGCCAGAUCGUCUCGUCCAUCACCGCCUCUCUGCGCUUCGACGGGGCCCUCAACGUGGACCUGACCGAGUUCCAGACCAACCUAGUGCCCUACCCCCGCAUCCAUUUCCCGCUGGUCACCUACGCGCCCAUCAUCUCCUCAGAGAAGGCCUUCCACGAGCAGCUGUCGGUAGCCGAGAUCACCAACGCCUGUUUUGAGCCCAACAAUCAGAUGGUCAAAUGCGACCCGCGGCACGGCAAGUACAUGGCCUGCUGCAUGCUCUACCGGGGCGACGUGGUGCCCAAGGAUGUCAACGUGGCCAUCGCCGCCAUUAAGACCAAGAGGACCAUCCAGUUUGUGGACUGGUGCCCAACGGGCUUCAAGGUGGGCAUCAACUACCAGGCCCCUACCGUGGUGCCCGGGGGAGACCUGGCCAAAGUGCAACGGGCCGUCUGUAUGCUGAGUAACACCACGGCCAUAGCUGAGGCCUGGGCCCGGCUGGACCACAAGUUUGACCUGAUGUAUGCCAAGAGGGCCUUCGUGCACUGGUACGUCGGCGAAGGCAUGGAGGAGGGCGAGUUUUCAGAGGCCAGAGAGGACCUGGCGGCUUUGGAGAAAGACUAUGAAGAAGUGGGCACUGACUCCUUUGAAGAAGAAAAUGAAGGAGAGGAAUUUUAAAUAUAGUGUCCUCUAGGUCUUAGCUCGUGUGCCUCCUUUCCUAUUCAUUUUUCCCUCACUGGGGCGUCUGUUUCCUCGUUCAUCUCCCCUCCCACGGUGCCUCUUACCUGUUCAUCUCUGCUCCUGGGUCCCAUUCUCUUUGGAGAAUCAGGGAUCCCAGAUCCUCUUGGGAGCUGGCCUUUCAUCCGGGGCUGUGCCUGGAAAGUCUGGAUGCCCUCUCACCUUCCUCCAGAUCUCCUGGGAGAAUAGGCCGUUGAAUGUUCAGGGAAGAGGGGAUGUGGAGACUGGGGCCGAUGCCACCAAAAGAGCCCACUUGGAACUCCAUUCCAGGCUGGGUCAACCAGGUUUGACUGUCCAGGUCUGGGGGUGGGGCAUCUGGAGGGAAAGAGGAGAUGAUGAUGGCUUAUAUUCAGUCUCACAACUAAGUCGGUAGUGAGUAAAUCAGAUAAGACAGAGCCCAUAUCGGUGACCAGCCCAGGCACUUUAUGAGUGAGGACUGUAGCCCAAGGUGACAGAUUGAAGAGAGCAGAUGCCCCCUCAGCCCACCUACCCCUGACCAGGAGACUCUUCCCAAAAGGGGACUCCUG